UCACUCUGCAAGUGGAGGAAGUGAACACGCCCUGUUGUCGGAGAUUUGCGCAUGCGCCAGUAACUUCUCGCGCGCUCGCUCGAGUGGGCUGAGGUGCUGGACACGGGAGCGCGUGGGGGCAGAAUGAGCACGAGCUCCGUCUCCAAGGGCUGCUUUGUGUUUAAACCAAGUUCCAAGAAGAGAAGGAUCUCUUCAUCAACAGCUGACUAUUUUAGUGAAGGUAAAAAUGAUUCAGAGGACAGCGGUCUUCGAUUUGCUACUUGUCAGUUGUUAUGGAAGCAGAUCAAUUCUGAAACAGAGAAAAUACAAGAAGAACUCAAUAAACAAUUAUUUGAUAACCUAAUAAGUUUUCUGAGACAAUCUUACUCUGAAUUCCAAACAAAGAAGACAGAAUGGAUGUGUCGGAUGAAAUCCAGUGAAAUUCCUACUGCAGCUCUUGUCCUAGGUGUAAAUGUUACAGAUCAUGACGUGACUUUUAAAAGUCUCUCAGAGGUUCUUCAGGAUAACGUUACUCCUUAUGUAGUCUCACUGCAAGCCAAAGAAUGCCCAGGCAUAAAACAUCUGCUUCAGAAACUGAUGGGACAGCUAAUGGACUGCUGUGUAGAUGUGGACUCAUUUGAAGAGGAGGAAUGUGUUAACAUUUCCCAGAAAAAGAUACGCUGCUCAAUGGCUUCUCUUUCCAAAUGGUACGAGAGUGUAACAAAGAAAACAGGUUCUGAAACUCCAAGCAAAAAAAUAACUUCCUCUUCCAGGCACUGGCAAUCUCCUCCAAUUGUGGUUAUCUUCAAGGAUAUGGAAAGUUUCACAACAAAAGUACUUCAGGACUUCAUAGUUAUCAGCAGUCAGCACAUACAUGAAUUCCCUCUUGUACUCAUUUUUGGAAUUGCCACGUCUCCAAUGAUCAUCCACAGGUUACUUCCUCACUCUGUUUCUUCUCUGCUGUGUAUAGAGCUUUUCCAGUCUCUUUCCUGCAAGGAGCACCUGGCUACAGUAAUUGACAAGCUACUUCUGACAACUCAGUUUCCCUUUAAACUAAGUGAGAAAGUGUUGCAAGUUCUAAUCAACAUAUUUUUGUACCAUGAUUUCUCUGUCCAGAACUUUAUCAAAGGAUUUCAGCUGUCUGUUGUGGAGCAUUUCUAUUCCCAGCCCCUCAGUGUGUUGUGCUGCCAGCUCCUGGAAGCUAAGAAGAGAGUAAAUUCUUUAUCUCACAAUCAGUGUGAAAACAUUCGAAGCCUGCCAUCUUUUAGAAGAUAUGUGGAAAGUCAAGUCUCAGAAAAACAAAUUGCACUUCUGACUGAAGACAGUUUUUUAAAGGAGGUAACACAGACAUUACUGGAAGACUUGCAUAUUUACCAUGAGAAUUAUUUCACAGUUCUGAGAUGUCUUCAUGUUUUCACAACUUCCCUUCCAAAGUACCCUUUGGGCAAACAGAUCAGAGAGCUGCACUGUGCAUGUUUGGGAAAGAGUGUGUGGGAAACAGAAGAAUAUGGGUCAACUGUUCAGUUACUAAGGAUGUUGGCUAAGGAUGAGUUGGUGGCCAUACUUCAAAAAUGUGUGGAGAUUUUUAUAUCGUCUUCUGGAAAACAGUUUAGCAACACGGUAGAAAAACUGGAGGAGUUCCUGGCACGAUUUCAAAAUCUGGAAGUAGCAGAAACCAAUGAGGUACAAGAUGUGUCUGUGUCGUCACAAAAGGAACUCCAGAAGAAGACAGACCUCUAUCACCUUCAGAAGACUUUGCUGGAGUUGAAAGAAUCAAAAAGAUCUAAGAAACUAACUAAGUUUGAAAUGCUCCGGUUCGAAGUGGUUGACUUUAUAGACAGCCUGGUAAGAAGUUACCUUGCUCCUGCAGAGAUGCAGACCCUGAACGAAGUGGUGUAUUUCAACACAGCUAACACCCUCCGUGAGCAUUUGAAUGCUGCCCCACGGAUUGCUCUUCACACAGCUCUGAACAACCCUUAUUGCUACCUGAAAAAUCAAACUUUGAAAAGCGACGUCGGAUGCAUUUCUAAUACUGCUCCUGACAUAUGCAUAGUGUAUAAACUUCAUUUGGAGUGCGGCAGAUUAAUAAAUCUUGUUGACUGGUUAGAGGCCUUUUCAACUGUGGUAACAGCGGUUGAAGGAACAGACCCAGAUUCAAUGGCCACAGACCAGGUGGAUGAAAUUAUCCACGCUCGUUUUAUUAGAGCUGUUUCAGAACUGGAACUUUUAGGGUUCAUAAAACCUAGCAAACAGAAAACAGAUCAUGUGGCAAGGCUGACAUGGGGAGGCUGUUAAAUGAUAGAACAAGUCAAGAAAGAGUAACCAAUGUAUGCAUGCUGCCUAUGAAAAUUCAUUAUGGCCUAAGGGGGACAAUGUAGCCCUUGGGACAAAUUAAUCCUUUAUGUAACUCUACUGAUGUUAAAGGAGUUAAACUAAGGAUAAAUUUGACCUCUUAUGAACUAUAUUCUAAUUGCUAACAAAGUAUUACCUCUUUUCUAUAUGUUUGUAUGGACAAGGAGUUAGCUUUAGUACAUGAUUUAAUAUUCACUUAAACUUGCAAAGUUCUGACCACUGUUCUGUACCAGCUUUCAUCUUCUGUGAUGUAUGGUAUGGUUUAGGCUAGGAGACUGGAAUGAGAUCAUGUUGAAUUUUCUUUUAAUGUGUAAUCCUGAAUGUAAUUUGCUCACAAUCUGGAUUUAAAUGGUCAUGUUAUGAAAUGUUCUCCAGAUACUACAUAUUUUCAAAAAAUCAUUGAGAUUUUAAACAAGCCUCUGUAACCCUAACCCACUGAGAACUCCCCUUGUGGUGUGCAGUACCAGCAACUCUGAGUGGAACUAUUUGACGAUCCUGGUGAUAGUACCCUGGGAAGACUUGUCUACAAACAGAAGAAAACCGGGUUUCUGUAUUAGAAAAUGAAGGAAAAGUGUUCCCAAAGGGACAAAAACAAUUGUUACAAUCCAAUUUGAUAACAUAGCUGGACACUAAAUAAGACUAUUUCAAAAAUACUCCUUUAGCUAGCCUACAUUAAUCAGAUUUCAUUAUCCACCUAGGAGAAAUGAGAACAUUGCACAAUUGAGUGCUGAAGGAAGGUAAUAAAAUACCCAUUUAAAGUACAAGGUCAUCAUUUCUCAUCUCCCUCCCCACCCCCACCCCACGAGAUUUUUGUUCAUUGUGCAGUGGGACAAGUAAGGGAAACAGCUGUGUGGGACUAAUGUAACCGUUGACAUGAUUUCAUAACUGACAGCUAUUCAGCCACUGCUAUUAGGUGAUGGGUGGAACAUUCCAAACCAUUUGUGCCCUAUGCUAGGAAUGAAAUAAGUUUAAUCAGGGGGCUAUCCUAGCCUAGUGAAGUGUAGACAUUAAGACAGAACCACUCCAGAUCACAAACUGAGCGAUUGUAAAUUGUUUGUAAAGUGCCAUCAGUCUAGAAGUACAAUGUGGAAGCCUAAAAUAAGGCUACACUGUUUCUCAGCAUUAAAAAUCUGCAAUACAGGUUUGUCCUGAUAUAAUAAUAAUCUAUUGUGAUUUCUCUUCCCAGGAAGAUAAAUAGUUGAUGUGCAGUGUUUGACUUUUUAAGUUAGAUUGAAGAUCUCAGUAUGGAAUCGUAUGGGCAAACUAGCCUACUUCAAAGCAAGGACCAAGUUUAUAUUUUUUCUGAUGAGCUGAUAAAUAGCCCCCAAAAGUACUCAGAUACAUUCUCAAUGUGGUUUGUGCAAACUUCAGGCCAGAGAGUCUUACUACUGUUACUAUGAGCUGCACAGCUAAAGGGUUAGUGCAUUUACUCCUAAAGGCCAACCAAUGCUUCCCAGCCCAGCCAGUGGAAAUUUUGACUGGUAACUGCAUGCAUACUAUUCAAAAAGACAAAAUCCUAUUUUUUCCCCAAAAGAACUAAACACGCUGGGUUGCCUUGUUUGCUGAAAUAAUUGCAUUUCUGAAGGAACCACUUGCUCAUAUGCAGAAAAAAAUAAAUCUGACAAAGGAACAUGGUGAUGAGGAUAAAGAGGAGUUAUGUACUGUAAUUGCCUCCUAAAUGUGACCGACAAAAUACCUGAACAUGACUUACUCCUUGUGAUGGGUGACUUUAAUGCUAAAGUAGAAGGUGACAACCAAGCAAUGCAAAGAGCAACUGGGGAAAAGCCUGCAUUGGGAACAAUCAACUAAAAUGGCAAGACGCUUAUUGAACUGUGCUAAGUAUGACCUAGCUCUUGCAAGUGCCAUAUUCCCUCAGACACACACAAAUGUAAUUCACCAGAUGGCAACACAAAAACAGAUCAACCACAUCUGCAUUACCUUGAGAUUCAAAUAAUCUGUUCAAGAUGUAAGGGCAUAUAGAGCAGCAGAUGUAAGCAGUGACCAUAAUAGUUGCAUUGCUAAAUUGAAAUUAAAGUUAAGAUCAGCUUUAAACAGAAAGUGGCAAAGAAAAAAAUAUAAAAUUAAAAAUCAAAACAAUGUGAAAAAUUCUAACUUUAAUUAAGGAACAGAUUUGAGGCACUGCAAGAAGCAAAGAUGAGAGACCGGACUGGAAAAAAAAUGGGCAGUGCUCAGAGAAUGUGAUUUAAGCUGCAGCAUUCACAGGUUGAUAUCAGCAGAGGCCGAACAAGAAUUAGAUAAGCGAGGAGAUGCAGCAUCCCAUCAAGGAAAGAAGUACAACUCCUGCACAUUAAGGCCAAACUAUUGAGAAAGGCAAAGGAGCAGCAUAAGAAAGCAAAAGCAAGGAAAGGCAAACAGGUGUUGAAGACCUAAGCAGCUGAAGCUGCUGCUGAUUGCAAAUUUCAACAGGGCCAAUAAACAAAAUGGAAAAAUGCUUACAACUGAGGUAAACUGAGCAGAUGGACAGAGCAUCUUUAAAUCAAUAGACCCAACCCCCAUCAGCAUCAGAUUUUGAUUAAAUGUGAAGCUGAUCAAAUUGACCAAUCCAAUAGAAAUGUGCAGGCUGCAAUCAAAGUUGAAAAAUAAAGUAGCAGAUGAUCAAAUUUAUAUGCAGUUACAUUUGCCCUUUCAGGUAACGUUAGAAGCAUCUGCACAGUACACAUAAACAGGAGUGCAUAGACUAUGUAUGGAGCAAGUGGAUACAUAAUUAAAAAAAAACUUUAACUUAAGAUAUUGCUCUUUCCUUGCCAAAACCUAGAGCUAGUUACCUCUCAAACCAGAUCCUGUGCUCCACUUAGGACUAAUCAAGAAUUGCCUCUCUCCUUAAUGGUACAGGAUUUAGAAACACUCUCUGCAUCCCAUCCUAAGGUGACACACAGGCACUAUGGGGAUAGUUGAAAUCCCCCAUUAUUACUGACUUUUCUUUUAAUAGCCUCUCUAAUUGUCUGGAGCAUUUCACCAUCUUGGUCAGUAGUAUAUCCCUAUUGCUAUAUUCUUAUUCAAGAAUAGAAUUUCUACCCAGAGAGAUUCUAUGGUAGUUUAAUUCCUUUAAGAUUACUAUAUUUGACUUUCACAUAUGCUACUCCCCAGCAGCAUGACCUAUUGUCAUUCCUAUAUGUUUUGUACUAUAGUACUGCCCUGUCCAAUUGGUUAUCAUUCCGCCCAGUCGAAGAGGCCUAUUAUAUCAAUAUCCUCUUAAUACCAGGCACUCAGAUGCAUUUGUAUGCAAGCACUUAUAAAAUUUAGCUGUCUGCCAUUACGUGAUGUAAGACUCAUUUGACUUUCUCUUUAGUUCCUAUCUGUACUUUAUCAAUUUCUCUCCUCACCAGGAUAUACAGAAUUCCCAUUAAUAGAUAAGAUCCUCUAAGGGAUGUCUCUGUCUGAACCAUGUGCUCCUCCACACCUGUCACCUUCCCCCCAGCCCUUUAGUUGUAAAGGAGUUUUGUAAACUUUAAUUUUAUACAUCAGGAAUCUGGUUCCAUCCUGCCCUAUAGGCUCCUCCUUUCCCAAAAGACUCUCCUGUUCCCAAUAAAUCUAACCCCCUUCUCCCUACACCAUCAUUUCAUCCACACAGUGAGACCCUUCAAUUCUGUUCCUAGAAGCAUUUCAGAGAAUGCUACCAUGGAGGUAGUGGACUUCAAUCUCCUUCCUAGCAGCCUAAAUUUUAAAAUCACAGUAUUAGCUAUUCCCAUCUCCUUGCCUAUAGCCAAUGCAAUACAUUUUCAGCCCUGGUGGCUGGAACAAUCACUCACUCACUUUCAUACCACAUGAAAAAGAGGCUGGGGAACAUAAAUGUUACAUGACAGUUGUAUGUUGGGGGGGGGAGGGAGAAUUUGGUAGAACAGGCUUGCUCCUUCCUUAUGCUAUAGCUCCUAGUAAUGGACAGCUGUUUAUAAACUGGUUGCUUGAAUGGGCUAACCCAGCUCCUUAGUGUCAUUUUAUUAAAUGAAAAAAUGGGCACUGCAUUCAACUGAUUUUUGCUUUUGGAUUGUAGGCUACAACUACACAAGACUGGCAAAAUAAAUAACUCAAAUAUAAUAGUGCAGACCACAAGUCAAUGCCAACAAUCCAGCUGCAGGGAACUCAUUUUACAUAACACCUAAGUGGAAUAUUCUGCCCCAGGCACUUCUACAGAAGCAUGGCGGUUUUAAGAGGUUCCCCACAUCACACUGCAUGUCAUCCCCUGGCCUACUCCAAAACGCUUUGAAAGGUGAAAGACAGGCUUUGCACUUCAUGGGAUUUCGAAGGAAAGGAAAAGGGGGCAAAAAAAGGUGUUCAAAGAACUAUAUAGAUUCCAAGAUGAGAUCAUUGAUCUAUGACUUGUGUUAUACAGAUUAGAGGAGAACUUCCCCAAAAUAAUCUCUACAGCAUAUCUUUUAAAAAGCACACAAUCUGAUUUAAAAUUGGCAGUGAUAAGAGAAUACACCAUGACCCAUUAUUCCAACAUUUCUUUAUAGAAGGCUAAAAAUCCCUACAGCACUAUAGCUUGAGGAAAAUUGGCAAGACAAAUACCACCCCUGAAAUGCAGCUUUCCCUUUGUUUAGUGAUAGUUGAUAAAUCACAGAAAAUGCCAAUAAGAGGCUCUUAAUUGUAACACAUUUUUUCUCUGACACCUUUUUAAAUGAGGACUGUACAGUUCCUUCAAGGAAAAGCUCAAGUGUGAAACCAAACUGCAAGAGCCCACCAUGCCUAGGUCAUCACAGCCUUCACAUGCUAAUAGCACCGAGUUCAGGGAGAAAAGGGGACCAAAAAAAUAGCAGCAGCAAAGUCUAGAGAUAGGCUUGGAACGAUUAAUGUAUUAAAUGUCAAUUUCACUGUACACACCCCACUGAAAAUAUAGCUAGGCCAGGUAAGAAAAAUGCUACUUGAGAACUGAGUUUGAUGUAAGGAUACUUAUUUUGUUUUGAGAUGUUUUAACAGUUAUGCUUUAACUUUUUGAAUCUCACCAUGUCAUUAAAUAAUUUCCCACAACUGACAAUUUAAAUAAAUAAGACAGUAAAAAAUGUUUGUUUUUAAACACCUAUGCUAUCAAUUGUAUAAAACACCCUGAAUUUGGCUAAGUAUCUACUAUAAGCAUUUUCUCAUCCAUCUGGUUAAUUUCAAACUGGCAUUAAGCAAGCUACACUUAACCCUGGUA
Molecule: messenger RNA, 7486 nt
Organism: Malaclemys terrapin pileata
Lineage: Eukaryota; Metazoa; Chordata; Testudines; Emydidae
Gene: ORC3
Product: origin recognition complex subunit 3
Exons: 20
Coding region: 124-2274 (716 amino acids)
Biological process (GO): DNA replication; DNA replication initiation
Cellular component (GO): nuclear origin of replication recognition complex; DNA replication preinitiation complex; nuclear pre-replicative complex
Molecular function (GO): DNA replication origin binding
Source: RefSeq, a predicted model, not a curated record